AUGUUUCCCAUCGUCGGGCCGAUCCAAGCGCAUCGCGUCCAAAUAAAUUGCCAAUGCAAGCGACUAUGCGUGUCCCAGGGAGCAAUUCAUGGAGCGGCAUUAAAGAACAAAUUCCACAAACUGCACAACGACGUACUGGUACACAACCUGUCGUCGAAAGAACUGACGAAGGCGCAAAUACAGGUUCUAAAGCACGAAGCCUCAUUCAAUACGGCUGAUGCUAAACCUACAUACGUGAUUGCAGCUGUGGAAUCAGUCAUCAAUCAGACAGAAGCAACGGAGGAGACGGAAAAUCUUAUCCAACACCAGUUAUCGUACCUCCUGAUGGCUCAUCAACCGCAGGACGUGCUUCCCACGGUCGAACGCAUUGCAUUAAGAGCACUCAAGGCCGGCCGGGACAUCGUAAUCGUGCCAGCCGACAAGGGACGUUCUACGGUCAUAUUGGACAGAACCGACUACCUUCAGAAGGCGAAAAAACUACUGGAGGAUCGUAAAUUUUAUGUUCCUUGUGAAACCAAUCCCAUUAAAAAGCUGACACGCGAAAUCAAUUCGACCCUAAUGGCUCUAGAAAACUCGGGUGCAAUGACGCCGUCCGACCGACGCAUGGCGAGGGCACAAGAAACGGCCUUGGUCCGUUUCUAUCGCCUCCCCAAAGUGCAUAAGGAAGGCACUCCUCUCCGACCCAUCGUAUAA
This is a messenger RNA of Dibothriocephalus latus, 693 nucleotides long. The record is from the annotation of a GenBank genome assembly. Lineage: Eukaryota; Metazoa; Platyhelminthes; Cestoda; Diphyllobothriidea; Diphyllobothriidae.